Lachancea sp. 'fantastica' is the source of this 1647-nucleotide messenger RNA. The record is from the annotation of a GenBank genome assembly. NCBI's taxonomy places the organism in Eukaryota, Fungi, Ascomycota, Saccharomycetes, Saccharomycetales, Saccharomycetaceae.
AUGCCAUCAACAAAGUCAUCAGAACACCUGACAACUGUCAUAACAGUGGACUCAACCGAACAAAAGCUCACCAAGAGGUUCAAAUGGAUCCCGCUUCUGGGGAUUGCCUUUUCGCUGACCAAUUCUUGGCUUGGGGUGUCCUCAUCUCUCGUGGUUGGUCUGUCAAGUGGUGGCCCGCUUUUGAUCAUCUAUGGGCUUAUCAUCGGAAUGGUCUUCACUUUGAUGUGUGGCUAUUCUCUCGCAGAAUUCUCCUCAAUGCUCCCAAACAGCAGUGGUGCUUGCUUUUGGGUUCUUAAAAUGCUAGAAAGUCCAAAAGACAGCGACUCUGACUUAAAAAAUGUUGAAGUGCUCACUCAUCAAGAGGAAAACCCAGACGAGAAAUCGCUAGAGUGGGCAUGUACUGCAAAAGGUGUGACUGUAAAUUCCACGUCUCAAAGAUCUACUGCAUUGGCGGUUGGCCUCAUCAAUUACUUUGGAGCUGUUUUCACUUCUGCCAGCGUAUUUUCGUCGCUCGCACUGAGCAUUCUUGGUGUGCACUCUUUACUCCACCCUGAUUAUGAACUAAAGCACUGGCACAUUUUUGUUGUUUAUCAAAUUUUGAAUGGAGUCAUAACCUUUAUUGAUUGUUGGCCAACUAUAUUACCAGCGUUGUCUCAAUUUGGCCUUUUCCUGUCACUGCUCACCUACUUGUUGACAUUCAUCGUAUGCAUGGUCUGUCGCAGCAACACGAGUGGAAACAGAUGGCCUGAAUCCUCUAAAAUAUUUGGGGAGUUUCAGAAUACGACCGGUUGGAGUUCAUCUCCCAUGGCGUUUAUUGUUGGGCUCAUCAAUCCAUUGUGGGCAUUCGCUGGAAUUGAUUCCGCUACACACAUGGUUGAUGAAGUCGGCUACAUACAAUCGAAGAAGCUCGUACCACGCGCAAUCAUAUGCACAAUUAUUGUUGGGUUCUUAACAAGUUUCACGUAUGCUAUCGGCAUGUUUUAUUGCAUUACAGACGCCGAAAAGGUUACCGAUUCGAUUUUACCCAUACUAGAAAUCUACUAUCAAGCAACGGAAAACCGCAAUCUAAGUGUCUUCAUGCAGUGCUGCUGUAUUCUAACAGGUAUGACCUGUGGUGCUGCUAGUGUUACCUGGCAGAAUAGGAUCUUAUGGAGUAUAGGAAGAGAUUUUUCCAAACUGUCUAACAACAAACCAAUUUCCCGCAGAGCCAUGGAAUUCUUUGGCAGUGUCAAUCGCAAACCGAGAAUCCCACUCAACGCUCAUCUAUUCUCUCAGUUACUGGUCGCUAUAAUUGGAUGUAUCUUCAUGGGAUCUACGACUGCCUUUAAUGCAAUCAUAACAGCCUGUAUCACAUUACUUCUGCUAAGCUAUGCCAUCCCAUGUAUGAUUCUACUUUGGGUUGGAAAAAAGACGUUUUUCGUGCGCAUUCAAAUCGAGCUAUCAGAACUUGGCAUUUCCAUCAAGCGUUUGCCAAAUGUGACAAUUUUUGGAAUCAUCCCCAAUAUUCUCACAAUAUGCUGGGCAUUAUUCUGUCUGAUUUUCCUAUCGUUUCCAUACAGUUUGCCGGUAACCUCCGGUAAUAUGAACUAUGUCUCAGUAGUUUAUGGUGUGGUCGCGUUGGCAAUUGGAAUCAUUGUUUGCGUGUAA